Ricinus communis (castor bean) is the source of this 2901-nucleotide messenger RNA. RefSeq lists its product as uncharacterized. Bases 304 to 2535 code for a protein of 743 amino acids. Gene Ontology annotation, molecular function: DNA binding; protein dimerization activity. The transcript is spliced from 5 exons. NCBI's taxonomy places the organism in Eukaryota, Viridiplantae, Streptophyta, Magnoliopsida, Malpighiales, Euphorbiaceae. The record is from RefSeq and is a predicted model, not a curated record.
GAAAGCACGUGAGUGAGAGCAUUAGGAAGCAACACCGUACAAACCAAAUGUCACUCCAUUUCAUUACAAAUCUGUUUCUUUCUACCGAGUCUCCGGUAAUUCUGUUUUUCGCCGAUAGAAAUUCAUUAGCCACUAAAGAAAUUAAAAACUCGUGUUUUUUAUCCGGGCCCGAUUCCCAUAGAAUCUCACUCCUUUCUUCUACUUGUGUCGGCGGACGAAUCCGAUAUUUUGUAUUGGAAGUUCCCUAAAAGAUUGGCCUUUCAUGGUGGACACGCCAGACAAAUUUUUGCCACUUUCCCAGCUAUGCAAUAUAAAGAUACUCAAGUGAGCAACAGUUUGGCUCCCCAACGGGCUACCGAUCCUGGUUGGGCCCAUGGAACAAUGGUCAAUGGUGGCCGACAAAAGAUCAAGUGUAAAUACUGUCAUAAAAUAUUUCUUGGUGGUGGAAUUUCCAGACUGAAGCAACAUUUGGCUGGAGAAAGGGGCAAUGUAGCUCCAUGUGAAGACGUACCAGAAGAAGUUAAGGUUCAGAUUCAACAACACUUGGGUUUCAAGGUCUUGGAGAGGUUAAAAAAGCAGAAAGAGGCGAAUGGUAGCAAGAAUUCCUAUAUGUUGUACUUGCGCGAUAGAGAAGAAGAUGAUGUUAACUUGGGUUCAGGGCAGAAAGAAGCUAGCAGGAGAAGGGAUAAAGAAGUUUUGGAAGGGAUUUCGAAGCGAACAAAAAGACGUAAGAAGCAAAAUUAUUCAAUGGCUACUUCCGUUAUUACUCAACCCAUCUGCCAGAGCUUUGCUCCCCCAGAGAACAUAGAACUAGCAGAUGUUGCUGUUGCUAGAUUCUUUUAUGAAGCUGGCAUACCAUUCACUGCAGCAAAUUCAUAUUUUUUCCAGCAGAUGGCAGAUAAUAUUAUUGCUGCAGGCCCUGGUUAUAAGAUGCCUUCUUAUACUUCUUUGAGGGGUAAAUUACUGAACAGGUGCAUCCAGGAUGCUGAGGAAUACUGUUCAGAACUGAGGAAGUCUUGGGAAGUGACCGGGUGUACAGUCUUAGUUGACAGGUGGAUGCAUGGAAGAGAUCGCACAGUCAUAAACUUUUUUGUUUAUUGUCCUAAGGGUACUAUGUUUUUAAGAUCUGUGGAUGCAUCGGGUAUCACAAAAUCUGUAGAGGCACUCCUUAAUUUAUUUGAUAGUGUUGUUCAACAAGUUGGUCUGAAAAAUAUUGUCAAUUUUGUGACAGAUUCAGUUCCCACUUACAAAAAUGCUGGAAAACUAUUAGCAGAGAAAUACAAAACCUUUUUCUGCAGCACCUGUGGAGCAGAAUGCAUCAACCUAAUGCUUGAGGAAAUUGGUGAAAGUGAUGGAAUUAAAGAGGUUUUGGCAAAAGCAAAAAGAUUAACUCAAUUCAUUUAUAACAAUUCUUGGGUCCUCAAUCUGAUGAGGAAGAGAACUGGUGGAAAGGAUAUUAUCCAACUUGCAAGGACACGGUUUGCUUCCAUCUUCUUGACACUGCAAACCAUUGUAUCUUUAAAGGAUCAUCUGCACAAGAUGUUUACCAGUGCUUCUUGGAUGCAGUCAUCUUUCCCUAAGCAAAGAGCAGGAAUUGAGGUGGCUGAAAUUUUGGUGGAUCCACGUUUCUGGUCGCUCUGUGACCAAACUUUGACUAUUGCAAAGCCAAUUCUUUCUGUCUUACACCUGAUCGACUGCCAAGAUAAACCAUCUAUGGGUUAUAUAUAUGAUGCAAUAGAGAAAGCAAAAAAAAGCAUUGUUGUGGGAUUUAACAAUAAGGAGUCAGAUUACUUAUCUUACUUGAAGGUUAUUGAUCAUGUUUGGCAAGAAGAUUUCCACAGUCCUCUUCAUGCGGCAGCGCACUAUCUUAAUCCAUCUGUAAUUUACAACCCCAGUUUCUCUUCCAACAAAUUCAUCCAAAAAGGUUUACUUGAUUGCAUAGAAACUUUAGAGCCUAAUUUGUCUGCUCAAGUUACGAUUACAAGCCAGAUAAAAUUCUAUGAGGAAGCUGUGGGGGAUUUUGGUCGGCCUAUGGCAUUACGAGGUCGAGAAUCAUUAGCACCAGCUACUUGGUGGUCUCUCUAUGCAGCUGAUUACCCAGACCUGCAGCGAUUAGCUAUUAGGAUUUUAAGUCAAACCUGCAGUCUUACAAGAUGCGAGAGGAAUUGGAGCAUGUUUGAACGUACCCAUUCAAAGAAGAGAAACCGAUUGGAGCACCAAAGGUUGAAUGACCUCACAUUUGUUCACUAUAACUUGUACCUUCAAGAGAGUAGGCGAGCAGAAACAACUAAAUCCAGGUACACAAGAGGUACCCUUGAUCCGAUAUGCUUAGAAGCUAUGGAUGCUUACAUGGGAGACUGGGUGGAGGAUUUGGCAACCAUGGAGGGCGAGAAUAUUAGCUGGAUGGAUGUAACAGUUCCCCGUGAGCGGACUUUUGUGAUGCAUGAUUCACAUCAGGCUGAUGAUUCUAACGACAGUACUGAUGAUAGGAGCAGUGAAGUCACCAAAGGUAUGGAUGGUGAUGAUGAUUUAUAAUGACUACCUUAUCCCAAUACCAAAGGUAUGGAUGGUGAUGAUGAUUUAUAAUGACUACCUUAUCCCAAUACCCGUUUGAUUAUUUGCCAUCUGUUGGUCAUUCUUAUAACAUGAUUUGCUGAAUCAAUGCAAUCUUCCUUUAUCUAUGGGAUUGUACGGUCUUGGAGUUUUCAGUAUUUCAUUUAAUUUUAGGUCAAAAACAAACAUUUUAGGAACAGCCUAUUUAGUCCCUAAACUUUUUCUUUGACCCAUUUUUAAGUUCAUGAAUUUUCAUUUAUCUUUGAAUCAAACUCAUUGUAUCCAAGUUACCAACAAUACUUGUUAUUAUGGGCAAAAAUUAUAAUUCAGUAAACCAUAUCAAUAUCA